Messenger RNA from Pongo pygmaeus (Bornean orangutan), 2434 nucleotides. It is a transcript of the gene ZKSCAN4, whose product is annotated as zinc finger with KRAB and SCAN domains 4. Gene Ontology annotation, molecular function: DNA-binding transcription activator activity, RNA polymerase II-specific; RNA polymerase II cis-regulatory region sequence-specific DNA binding. The transcript is spliced from 5 exons. Gene Ontology annotation, cellular component: nucleus. Gene Ontology annotation, biological process: regulation of transcription by RNA polymerase II. Bases 324 to 1964 code for a protein of 546 amino acids. The record is from RefSeq and is a predicted model, not a curated record. NCBI's taxonomy places the organism in Eukaryota, Metazoa, Chordata, Mammalia, Primates, Hominidae.
UGGCCUUAGUUCCUAUCGAGGUUUCCUGUGCCCCAGCCUCAACUUCCCUCCUAUGUCUGGAGAGUGAUCACGUUCACUCCCAAAGACAUCCUUUGGUAAUACUUACUGUGGGAUUCAGAGUGGGGUGCAGAGGACGACCCUGCAAAGGCACGGACUAUAAGAGAGAUCUGUGCAGCUGCGCCUCAAGGGGUGUCCUGGGCCCCUGGGCAUGAGAGGAGGGGGACCACUUGCAGUUUUACUGGAAAAUUUACCACCUUUCCAGAAUUCUCCGAAGAUAUACAGGUCGCAACUAGAGUGAGACCCGAGUUCUGCCUUGGGUCAGAAUGGCUAGAGAACCGAGAAAAAACGCAGCCCUGGACGCCCAGUCUGCAGAAGACCAGACGGGGCUCCUGACCGUGAAGGUGGAGAAGGAGGAAGCCUCCGCCUUGGCGGCGGAGGUGAGCGCACCCUGCAGCCCUGCUCGCGGCCCCGAACGCUCCCGCCAGCGCUUCCGAGGCUUCCGCUACCCGGAGGCUGCGGGUCCCCGCGAGGCGCUGAGCCGGCUCCGAGAGCUCUGCGGACAAUGGCUGCAGCCUGAGAUGCACAGCAAGGAGCAGAUCCUGGAGCUGCUGGUGCUGGAGCAGUUCCUGACCAUCCUGCCGGGGAAUCUGCAGAGCUGGGUGCGGGAGCAGCAUCCAGAGAGCGGGGAGGAGGUGGUGGUGCUAUUGGAGUAUUUGGAGAGGCAGCUGGAUGAGCCGGCGCCGCAGGUUCCCGUUGGUGACCAGGGGCAAGAACUGCUCUGUUGCAAGAUGGCACUAUUGACACAAACUCAAGGGUCUCAAAGUAGCCAGUGCCAGCCAGUGAAGGCUCUGUUCAAGCAUGAAUCUCUGGGAUCCCAGCCCUUACAAGACAGAGUUCUCCAGGUUCCUGGGCUUGCCCAGGGAGGGUGCUGCAGAGAAGAUGCAAUGGUAGCUUCCAGGCUCACUCCAGGGUCCCAGGGGUUGCUGAAAAUGGAAGAUGUGGCCCUGACACUCACUCCUGGGUGGACACAGCUGGAUUCAUCUCAGGUGAACCUCUACAGAGAUGAAAAGCAGGAGAACCAUAGUAGCCUGGUCUCCCUUGGUGGUGAAAUACAGACUAAGAGCAGGGACUUGCCUCCAGUCAAGAAGCUUCCAGAAAAGGAGCAUGGGAAGAUAUCAUGCCACCUGAGGGAAGACAUUGCCCAGAUUCCUACAUGUGCAGAAGCUGGUGAACAGGAGGGCAGGUUACAAAGAAAGCAGAAAAAUGCCGUAGGGAGUAGGCGACAUUAUUGCCAUGAAUGUGGAAAGAGUUUUGCUCAAAGUUCAGGCCUGACUAAACACAGGAGAAUCCACACUGGUGAGAAACCCUACGAAUGUGAAGACUGUGGGAAGACCUUCAUUGGAAGCUCUGCCCUCGUCAUUCAUCAGAGAGUCCACACUGGUGAGAAGCCAUAUGAGUGUGAAGAAUGUGGUAAGGUCUUCAGUCACAGCUCAAACCUUAUCAAACACCAGAGAACCCACACUGGGGAGAAGCCCUAUGAGUGUGAUGACUGUGGGAAGACCUUCAGCCAGAGCUGCAGCCUCCUUGAACAUCACAAAAUUCAUACUGGGGAGAAGCCAUACCAGUGCAAUAUGUGUGGCAAAGCUUUUAGGCGGAAUUCACAUCUCCUGAGACAUCAGAGGAUUCAUGGUGAUAAAAAUGUUCAGAAUCCUGAGCAUGGGGAGUCCUGGGAAAGUCAGGGUAGGACGGAAAGCCAGUGGGAAAAUACUGAGGCUCCUGUGUCUUAUAAAUGUAACGAGUGUGAGAGAAGUUUCACACGGAAUAGAAGUCUUAUUGAACAUCAAAAAAUCCACACUGGUGAGAAACCCUAUCAGUGUGACACAUGUGGAAAAGGUUUCACUCGAACUUCAUACCUUGUUCAACAUCAGAGAAGCCAUGUAGGGAAAAAAAUUCUUUCACAGUGACUCAUGGUAUUCAUGCCAACAUUGGUGCUCAUUUGUCACUGAACUGAAGCCACCCUGGAGCCCUUAAUGGUUACAGAAAUUGUGGACAAGGGCUUUAUUUACCACUAUACAUCAUCGGGUAUUGGACAAUGUAGUCUGGCUGGGAUGAUGAGUUAUCUUCUACAUUCCAGAAAGUGAAUGGGAGAAGAAGUCAUUUGAUAGGAGGCCAUGGGAGAGUGGUCUGGAAGUUGUAGGACCUAAAAUAGUUUGUUCUCACCCAGUGGAUUUAAAUGGCCUUCUGGACUUAAUUGCCCUCAGCCAGCACUUUAGGACAUCUGGUUGGAUGGCUCUGGUCUGGGGGGCUGCUGCUCUGACCAUUCAUUUUGCCUCUAAUGAAUCUUUCACAAAUUGGUCAGAUCCAUGAGGUCUUUUGCUCUUCUUUGUGCCUUGUAUGAUAGGUGCUAAUAAACAUUUACUAAAUGUACCAGUAA